Messenger RNA from Phaethon lepturus (White-tailed tropicbird), 3304 nucleotides. It is a transcript of the gene FAM110B, whose product is annotated as family with sequence similarity 110, member B. The transcript has a single exon. NCBI's taxonomy places the organism in Eukaryota, Metazoa, Chordata, Aves, Phaethontiformes, Phaethontidae. The record is from RefSeq and is a predicted model, not a curated record. The coding region runs from base 112 to 1224 and encodes 370 amino acids.
UCCCAGGAUUCAUCGGCUAUUCAUUGUGCUUAAUGUACAUGUUUCUGCACCGUGCAUUUAGGAGAUCCCAGAGAAGAAUCCAAAACGGCUGCAGGGGAAAGACCACCAAACAUGCCUACAGAAACACUACCGACAGGUAGCAUGGUGAAGCCGGUCAGCCCCGCCGUCACUUUCACAUCUGCCGUUCCUCUCCGCAUCCUGAACAAAGGACCCGACUAUUUUCGCAGGCAGGCGGAGCCUAAUCCAAAAAGACUGAGUGCAGUGGAGAGGCUGGAAGCCGACAAGGCGAAAUACGUCAAGAGCCAGGAGGUCAUCAACGCCAAGCAGGAGCCUGUGAAGCCGGCGGUGCUGGCAAAACCACCGGUCUGUCCCGUGGCCAAGCGAGCACUGGGGAGCCCCACCUUGAAAGUCUUCAGCAACAACGCGAAGACUGAGAGUGGUGUCCAGAGAGAAAAUCUGAAACUCGAGAUUUUGAAGAACAUCAUCAACAGCUCUGAAGGUUCCAGCUCGGGUUCAGGGCAUAAGCAUGGCCCCCGAAACUGGCCGCCCCACAGAGCUGAUUCAACGGAGCUGAACCGACACUCUUUAGCGGAAUCUUUGAAGGUUUACCCCACACAGGGCCGUAGCAGCCCGCAGGAGAGCAGCUCCAACGUCAGCAGAAGGCUCCUAGAUCAGUCGGCAGAGACUUUCUUGCAUGUCUCUCACAGCUCCUCAGACAUUAGGAAAGUAACUAGUGCAAAGCCCUUAAAAGCAAUACCCUGCAGUAGUUCUGCCCCACCUCUGCCUCCAAAGCCCAAAAUCGCUGCCAUCGCCACCCUGAAAUCCCCAGAGAUUGAGGCAGUCGAGUCUGGAUGCGGAGUUAGUAGAAGACCCUCCCUACAACGAUCAAAAUCAGACUUAAGCGACAGAUACUUUCGUGUCGAUGCAGAUGUUGAGCGAUUCUUUAACUACUGUGGACUGGAUCCUGAAGAGCUUGAAAACCUCGGGAUGGAAAACUUUGCAAGGGCUAACUCUGAUAUUAUAUCCCUCAACUUUCGCAGUGCAAGCAUGAUUAGCUCAGACUGUGAACAGUCUCAGGACAGCAACAGUGACCUUAGAAACGAUGACAGUGCCAAUGACCGUGUGCCAUACGGCAUUUCUGCCAUUGAAAGGAAUGCCAGAAUCAUCAAGUGGUUAUAUAGCAUCAAACAAGCUAGAGAGUCACAGAAAGUGUCCCAUGUGUGAGAGGAAAUCCACCGUAGAAAAAGCAAGGACUGUAUCUUUGUCUGUGAAUAUUCAGUUGUGAAGGGUUGUGAAGUCUACUUGAAGUCUUGUACACUUCUCAAAUCUCUUCGUGUUGCUUGUUGUGCAAUGUUUCCAAGUUGCAUGCCUGUCAACAUGUGAGCUGACCUGGCUUCCACUUGAACAAUAACUAACUACAAAGCCUGGCUGAGCAUACACACUAUCUGCCAAAAGUUUAAGACGAGAAUCUAAUUAGGGCUUCAGUAUAAUCAAAGUGUUUACAUGGAAAGGUUAUAUGACUUCUUUGGUAUUUAUGUGGUUCCUUGUGGAUUUUAUAUGUCACUUUUUGUCUUAAUACAGUUAUUGUCAACUGAUGUUACUAGCUUUGAAGUUGAAACAGAAUCCCUUUGGGGGAAGGAAAAGCAAAAUUGGCCAAAAUAAGAGGUUUAGGCAUAUGACGGUAGGCAAAGCAGCCUUAUCUCUUGUAGAAAGUGCAUUAUUGGCACAUGUAAAACUGUUUCUAAAAGGCAAAGAAUGUUCUGUUCUUAAAUUAUGUAUCGUUGUUAAACUAUAUAUCCCUACUUGCAGUAAGGGACUGUUCAGUAAAGGUUUCUUUUUUCCUGGGUAAGCUCCCUCAAUUUUAUAGCCAAAGUAGUCUAGUGAGUCUGCUCGACCUCUCAUAAACUAAAUGAAUCUUGCAUUUGGGUUGGUAUAAGCAUUUUAAUGGUUUUUUUGUUGGAAAAGCUUAAAGAAGGUUGGAGUCAACAGAUGGAAAAAAUUGCAGGUGCAGGAUUUUGCGUGUUUGUUUUUUACUCAAAGAUUCCUGGUCUUAAACUUUUGACAGGAAUGAUUAGAUCCUAUAGCUGAUAUUGAAUGCCUUUAUUAGUCGAACACAUCAUGACUACAAACUCCAUGCUGUCUUUUAAUUCUUUUUGUAGACCUAUUUGAACAGUUAAUGAACAAAAAUGGAAACACACAGCCAUAUCAAUAUAAUGCCUCCUAUUCAGAAGUAAAUACACUCAGUAGCUGAACUAUAUCUGAAAAAUUGUGAUUAUGUUGUCUUGCAUAUGUUAUAUCUAAGGCUGUGAAAGUUUGUUACAGCUCUAGGAAAGUGUAGAAACAUGACAGUAUGUAGCUUUUCUUUUUCGGUCCUGCCCCCCCGCCCUGAUGGUUAGUGCUGCAGGUCAACCUGUUACAAAUUUUUGACAAUCUGUGUCUUCCCAGUGGCUUAAUUAACUAUCAUUUCAACUGACAGUGGUGGUAUGGUAGCGGAGAAGUUGAAAGUACAGUGGUCUGCUUCAUUAUUAUUGUAUACAUGCUUUGAAGUAAAUUGCAGCACUACCUUAUACUUCAUCAGCUAAUAGGAAACUUUUUUAUUGUGUAAAUGCUGUAAGACUUUGUAUAUACUUCAGUUGUUACGAAAUCUUUAAAACGAAGAGUGUUAUGCUAAUAAAUAGCUCCUGGUGCAGGUAUGGUAGGGUUUUUGUUCUUUUAUUUACCCCUCCCAUUCUUAAAACUAUAUCGGGAACUCAAUUGCAGUGUGUUUUAGUGCUGUAGAAGGUCUUGGUUAAAUAAUAGUUCCAGUAAAAGGUGUCUUUUACUAAAGUGCUUUUAAGAAUAUAAUUUUUUAUAAAAUAACUAUAGCAGCAUGAUCUGUCUGAAGAACUAGAAGAGAUUUUCAAGAUUUCUAAAAUAGCUGGCUUCUUCCUUACCUAGCAAUGUUACUGUUCCCGUUUAUAGCAUAUGUUCAUAAUGAAUCACUGCAGUCUUCUGAAUUAUUCUUCAGUAGUGCAUAUUUAUAUACUUGAAUAUUAAAAAUGUUUUACAAAGUCGGGUGCUAUCUUUUCUCUAAGGAGCCUGUAGCCCAACCUCUUAGCAAUAGCCACAGUUAAUGCAGGUGAGCCUAGAAGCAGAGCCAACGCAGUCAUUUUUUGCCUAUGGAAUUAUCCUACAUCAAGUUUAUGUACUUACUUUCCAAAUGAUUGUCUGGGGAGGGGGGAAGCACACAUUCAGUUUCAGGAGGCUACUCUAUGGUUUUUACAGUUGGCUUGACAACCGAAGACUUAGAACAUUCCUAGUUCAG